Haliotis rufescens (red abalone) is the source of this 2439-nucleotide messenger RNA. RefSeq names its product monocarboxylate transporter 14-like. The record is from RefSeq and is a predicted model, not a curated record. NCBI's taxonomy places the organism in Eukaryota, Metazoa, Mollusca, Gastropoda, Lepetellida, Haliotidae. The transcript is spliced from 2 exons. Bases 52 to 1902 code for a protein of 616 amino acids. Gene Ontology annotation, biological process: transmembrane transport; monocarboxylic acid transport. Gene Ontology annotation, molecular function: monocarboxylic acid transmembrane transporter activity.
UGACCUAUAUGGUAGCCCAUAAUCCUUCUCUCCUCACCGUCGUGCCGACACAUGGAGGACGGUACUGGUCAGCCUCGAGUGGGACAGGACAACGAGGUCCCCACUGCAGCACUGGCUCUCUGUGAACUGGACAAGGGGGACCAGGGCAUAGAAAAGGCACCAGCUCCUUUUAAUGAUGAUUCGUUUACAGCUGAAGAAAAACAAGAUGGAACCAACACAUUGCUCACAUUGAACAUCAAGACCACUGCAUUGGGGAAGUCACAUCUCCGAGAAAGUACUGAGUUGUCUGACCAGGAAGAUGAGCAUACAGCCGAGUCUACAUUAGGAACAACAGACAUCACCAUGGUGGAGUCGCCUUCAGAUGACGUCCCCAAUGGUCGUUCUUCCCCGGCCACACUGUCAGUAGAGGAGACAACACCACCAGCUACACGGGACUGUGAUGGUAAUGGCUCUACUCCCAAACUCACUAAGACAUGCAGGCCUCACUGGAAGUAUCUAGUUGUUAUUGGAUCUUUCUUCACCCAUUUCAUACUCGAGGGGUCUUUCAACGCCUUCGGUGUACUCUUCACCGACAUUUGGAAAUAUUUCGGGGCUUCAAAAAGCAGUGUGGCAUUAGUUGGUUCGCUGUUUGUCUCUCUUCCUCUUAUCGGCGGAGCUGUGGCCAGUCUUGUCGCUAUCAAACUUGGAUGUCGGACUACGGCCAUGGUUGGAGGAGUCGUCACAGCACUUGGAAUACUGGCUAGCGUAUUUGUACAGUCGCUGGGUCUGAUGUACCUGACGUUUGGCUGUCUGGCCGGGAUAGGAGCUUCUUUUCCUUACCUAGCAUGUUCCGUGAUUCUCGAUCAUCAUUUCAGCAGUAAGCUGGGGCUGGUGUCUGGCAUCUCGGAGUGUGGCGCAGGGAUGGGGACGGUGUUUAUGCCCAUAGUGUUUGAGAACUUGUUGGUGACCUAUGGGUGGAGAGGGACGUUGAUGAUUCUGUCUGCUAUCAUGCUGAAUGUAUGUGUAUGUGGUGCCCUAUUUCAGCCAGCUUCACCACCGAGAACGGAGAGAACCCGAGUGAAAAAUCAAGAUGGUAUUUCUACCAUACCUACGCAUGAAAAAUUUGAACAUUUUGUCGGCGAAACCACAUAUCCUACGGAACAUAUUUCACCCUCUAUUCUUCAAAGUUACUGCAAUGAGAAUGAUGUCACCACGGACAAAGAGAAACGCUUCGGUAUAAAGAAUGGAAGCUAUUUGAAGGCAAUCUUGAAAGCCUGUUGUUCAAACUUGAGCCUUCAUGUUUUCACAAACCCUAAGUAUCUGCUCUACACGUUUGCUGUCUUUGUCUUCAACCUCUGGGUCGGCAUUCCCUACGUGUACCUUUCUGACAAGGCCAUAGAACAAGGCGUGGACAAGAAGAACGCCUCCUUUCUCCUAUCCAUCAUAGGCGCUUCGCAGCUAGUUGGCUGCCUCCUCUUUGGAUCUCUAAUGGAUAUCCGCAACAUUAACAAGACCGCCAUGUAUUGUGUCACUGCAGCUCUCUCUGGCACAGCCCUGACACUUAUGCCCCUCUUCUCUACGUUCACACCACUUGCAGUUUUGGCAGCUGUGUUUGGGUUGUCCUCAGCGCCUGCAGACUCCAUGAGUCUAGUGAUGCUGGUGGACAUCAUAGGCUCCGGGCAGCUCAGCUCAGGGUAUGGCUACAUCAUGACUCUGAAGGGCUUCGGGGAAUUGCUAGGCCCGCCCAUUGCAGGGUUGCUGUAUGACGGGUCGGGGAAUUAUGACAACACCUUCUAUGCCGCCGGAGGAUGUAUGAUUGGGUGUGGCGUGCUCUACGGACUUCUGUCAAAGGUGAGGAUAAGACGUUGCACUCAUCCCUCUCCAGAAGUUGCUACUGACGCUCCAGACGUCGUCUCGAGGUGAUGCUGGAUAGCCAUCAAGUGACACCUACUGGCAUCACGAUUCAGGCGUCGUCAGAUGCUUGUCAUCGAAUGCAACCUUCCUCCAUUAUUGAUGUUACUUUUGUGCACAUGAAGACAGGCAGUUUUGCACACACUAUUUGUGGACGUUCUAAUAUAUAUAUAUAAAAAUGGUGUUAUUAAAGUACUAUUGUUGUACAGAUGUAUGCCUGCUGUUGUUUCAAUAUGACGAUCACGUUUGCCAUUUUCUCUUUAACCGAUGCGUAUACAAUGUUUAAACUUUGCACGUAUCAUCCCUUCAAGUGUCCAUCAAUGUUGUUUAAAACAAAUCCUUUCAUGGCAACCUAACUGAAUAAGUCACAGAAAGAGAUAUAUGAUGUCAAUAUGACCGCCGAAAUAGACAUUUUCGAACCUGUUUAAAGAUGGUUUUGAUGUAGGAUGUACAGAAUUCAUUUGUAAAAAUACUACUACUACUACUACUACUGCUGCUGCUGCUGCUGCUUCUUCUUCUAAUAAUAAUAAUAAUAAUAAUAAUAAUAAA